AAAUGUAUGGCUGGAUUGUGGUGUAGGACUAGGGAUGACAAAUUACAUGAAAAAUGACAAUCGAGUGAUUUACAACGGGCGCAUUUUCAAUUUUUGAAAAUGUGCGUGCCAAGGGUCGGUAAAUGCGUAGUGGUAGCCAGUCAAAGCACAGGUUGGAGUGUCUAAAUCUGAUUAUUAGGUAAACUGGAUUGUGACGUAGGGUUUUAAAACUGCAGGGAGCAUCACACAGCCUUGACCGCGCUAAGUAGUCACUGCUUGGAGGCGUAACAUUAACUGUAAAGGCUCUCCCCUGUUGUGACGGAUAUGACUCCACAAACAGUAUCGUAGUUGACAGUUCAAGGGCGAGCUCCAGCAAGGAUGGCGUCCUUUCUACAGAUAUCUGACGAUGAAAAGGGACACGAGCUGGGUCUCUUUUGUGUCCCCAAACACUACGAGGACGAUUUAGAUCGUGUCAUUAUUCCACACGGACUCAUCAUGGAUAGGACUGAACGCUUGGCCCGAGAUAUCAUCCGAGACAUGGGAGGACAUCAUAUAGUUGCUCUUUGUGUGCUGAAAGGUGGUUAUAAAUUCUUUGCCGACCUGCUAGAUUACAUCAAGGCACUUAAUCAGAACAACGAUAAGUCUGUACCAUUGACUGUGGAUUUCAUUAGACUUAAGAGCUACUCAAAUGAUCAAUCAACAAACCAAGUGAAGGUUAUUGGUGGCGAUGAAUUGUCUGCACUAACAGGGAAAAAUGUGCUUAUAGUUGAGGACAUUGUGGAAACGGGCAAAACCAUGGAAACACUGCUGUCGCUGCUAAAUGACUAUCAUCCCAAAAUGGUGAAAGUAGUCAGCCUCCUGGUUAAGAGGACACCUAGGAGUUCAGGAUACAGACCUGACUAUUAUGGGUUUGAAGUCCCUGAUAAAUUCCUUGUGGGAUAUGCAUUGGACUACAACGAGUACUUCAGAGACCUCAGCCACAUCUGUAUCCUGAGUGAGCAUGCAAAAGAAAAAUACAAAGUGUGAGAGGAGCAGGAUGGACUCAGAUCACUGUGAAUGAGUUUCCUGUUUUAUUUCAGUUCAAAAUCUAAUUUAUUUUUCUACAUUUAUCUGAGAACACUGAAUGUGAAAUCAUUUUUCAAGAUGCUGUGGUCUGGCAGGGGUAACACACAAUUGAGGGGUAAAGUGGAAUAAUAUGAUACAGUUAGUUAAUCAUUCAAAGACAUUAUUUUAAUAGCAUUAGAUAUAUAUGUAUGAGUUAUAUUAAUUUAUUCUAUUUAUCUUAACAAUGGAGGCCUUGGGUAUAUUGGAAGGCAUUUUUUUAUGUUGUUAUAUUUUGAUUUAACGUCCCUGUGAUAUCAAACAAUCUCAGGCUAUAAUCCUUGUGGAAAAAAAAAAAUAUUCUAAAUUUGAGUCCAUUAUUAUUUGUCCUUAAUCCACGAGUCUGAUAUUAUUUACUCUCAUUAUGAGGGGCUAGACUGUACUUUGUAACAGCCUGAGUUUUUGUUAGUCUUAUCAAGACUUGCAUUAUGACAAAACUGGAUCCUGUAUGCUGGUCUGUUUUGUGUCUUUUCAUGAUGGACUCAUGAUGUUCUGCAAUAAUAACAAUAAAAAGUCAAAAACAAGAAAAACUAAAA
Molecule: messenger RNA, 1616 nt
Organism: Clupea harengus (Atlantic herring)
Lineage: Eukaryota; Metazoa; Chordata; Actinopteri; Clupeiformes; Clupeidae
Gene: hprt1l
Product: hypoxanthine phosphoribosyltransferase 1, like
Biological process (GO): IMP salvage; hypoxanthine metabolic process; purine ribonucleoside salvage
Cellular component (GO): cytosol
Molecular function (GO): magnesium ion binding; hypoxanthine phosphoribosyltransferase activity
Source: RefSeq, a predicted model, not a curated record